This is a messenger RNA of Drosophila yakuba, 2072 nucleotides long. Its product is annotated as chymotrypsin-1. The record is from RefSeq and is a predicted model, not a curated record. Gene Ontology annotation, biological process: proteolysis. The transcript is spliced from 2 exons. Lineage: Eukaryota; Metazoa; Arthropoda; Insecta; Diptera; Drosophilidae. Gene Ontology annotation, molecular function: serine-type endopeptidase activity. Bases 33 to 830 code for a protein of 265 amino acids.
UUCCAUGCCCGUUCAGUUGCCAAUCCAACGCCAUGGCUGAUCCACGCAUCACUCUGGGCCUCGGCCUGCUAAUCUUUGCUCUGUUGAUCCUCCACUCCACGGAGGCAACGCCACAAGGUCGCAUUCUUGGCGGCGAGGACGUCGCCCAGGGCGAGUAUCCAUGGUCCGCAUCCGUGCGUUACAACAAGGCGCACGUCUGCUCUGGUGCCAUCAUCUCCAACAACCACAUCCUGACCGCCGCCCACUGUGUGUCCAGCGUGGGCAUCACGCCUGUGGAUGCCAGCACCUUGGCCGUCCGCGUGGGCACCAUCAAUCAGUACGCCGGCGGCAGCAUUGUGAAUGUGAAGAGCGUGCUCAUCCAGCCAUCGUAUGGCAACUUCCUGCACGACAUCGCCAUUCUGGAGCUGGCCGAGUCCUUGGUCUUUGAUACACGCAUCGCUGCCAUCGCACUGCCCACCAAAGAGGAGGAGGAGGAGGCGACGGAGGAUGUGGACGCCGAGCUGCCCAACGGCACACCCGUCUAUGUGGCCGGUUGGGGUGAACUUGCGGAUGGCACCGCCUCCUACAAACAGCAGAAGGCCAACUACAAUACGUUGAGCCGUUCGCUGUGCGAAUAUGAAGCCGGCUAUGGCUACGAGUCCGUGGUGUGCCUCUCCAGAGCCGAGGGCGAGGGCAUCUGUCGUGGUGAUGCCGGCGCGGCCGUCAUCGAUGACGACCAGGUGCUACGCGGCUUGACCAGCUUCAACUUCGGACCCUGCGGCAGCAAGUAUCCGGAUGUGGCCACCCGCGUCUCCUACUACGUCAACUGGAUCGAGGCCAACACCCAGUAAACCACCAAGGAUUACCCUCUAUUUUUUAUUCCUUUUUUUUUACGUGCAUAAAGUGUGUUUACUCCCUCUAAAAAAACAACAACAAAAAAACCUGAAAUUGUGUUUUGAAACUUGCAAACUAUAUGGAAUUUAGUGCUGGCCAUAAAGCUGCAAUCGAUUUGGCGCCGUUCAAAGUUUCUUCAGUUAGCCAGAAACCUUGGGCAGUUUUACUACUUUAUGGUUUAUUUCAUAUAUAUCAAGGAUUACCUAGCAAUUGGCCAUUAUAGUUUAUAGAGCCAUUAAUAACGGAGCAGAAAACUAAGAUAGAAAUCUUAGGAAAACCCGGUAAACGCCCACAGAAACACGAACAAACUUUUAACUUCAAUGACUGGGCGAAAUCUUUAUAAUCUCGAUUGGUUAUCGCCCAGCUAAAGAUGCCAAUCAGGGGUAAUUCCUACUAAAUACGUUGAUUACUUGCUUAGUUCGAAGGCAUUUGAAGUCAUUAGAAAUUAUAGAAUAGGAUUUGCUUAGUUCGAAGGCAUUUGAAGUCAUUAGAAAUAAUAGAAUAGGAUUUGCUUAGUUCGAAGGCAUUUGAAGUCAUUAGAAAUAAUAGAAUAGGAUUUGCUUAGUUGAAAGGCAUUUGAAGUCAUUAGAAAUAAUAGAAUAGGAUUUGCUUAGUUGAAAGGCAUUUGAAGUCAUUAGAAAUAAUAGAAUAGGAUUUGCUUAGUUGAAAGGCAUUUGAAGUCAUUAGAAAUAAUAGAAUAGGAUUUGCUUAGUUCGAAGGCAUUUGAAGUCAUUAGAAAUAAUAGAAUAGGAUUUGCUUAGUUCAAAGGCAUUUGAAGUCAUUAGAAAUUAGAGGAUAACUUAAAGCUGCCAAGUUUCGAUAAUUCUUAUUCUAUGUAGCUGCCCUGAGUCAUGACUUACUCAUCUUUGUCUGAUACACUCGUAGAUGGUGUUCCAUUCCCCCUGCCAACGCCCUCUGCAAUUUUCUAUUUAUGUGCCAAUUGAGCGGUGAAAUAAACAAGUAACAAUGGUCUAUAGCGGCAUAAAGCUGGCAAUGGCGGCGAUAAGAUUAGAUUUUCUCCGAUGCCCAAGCCGUAGAUAAGCAUUGGUCAAGGCAGGGGUAAAGUAGAAGGCGGGAGGAGUGGGUUAGAUGGAGCUAGUCACUUCAAUACUCGCCGCUGGCAUUGCGCAUUUCCAAACCAACCGCCGUGGGCAGCAGAGCCACCAAAAAAAAAAAACGCCAGAAAAUGAUGCAGUCGA